AUGGCGCACAUGUGCAGGCAGCUGGUGGGGGGGGCGGCCAGCUGCGCGGGCUGGGUCGGGCUCAUCGUCGGCACGGCCACGAACGACUGGGUUCGAACCUGCGAGUACGCGGUGUCCACCUGCGUGCGCAUGGACGAGCUGGGCUCCAGGGGCCUGUGGGCGGAGUGCGUCAUCUCCCCCGCCCUCUCCCACUGCGUCGCUCACAGCCAGAUCCUCAGCCUGCCAGCCUACUUGCAGACGUCUCGUGCUCUGAUGAUUGGCUCCUCCCUCCUCGGCCUCCCGGCCACGCUGCUCGUGCUCAUGGCGAUGUCUUGCGUGCGGCUGCAGAAUGACACCGCGGCCGUGAAGCUGCGCCGCGCACGAGUGGGAGGAGUCCUGUUCAUCCUCAUGGCUGUGUGUGGCACCAUCUCCACGGUCUGGUUUCCGAUCGGCGCCCACCAGGACGAGGGUCUGAUGUCUUUCGGCUUCUCGCUCUACGCCGGCUGGGUGGGCUCGGGUCUCUGCCUCGUGGGCGGCUGCAUGAUCCUGUGUUGCCAUGGCACCGACCUGCGGAACCCGGGCCGAGAGAACAGCUUCUACUACUCCAGGAAGAGGGGGACGGACUCGCCGAUGGACCCCCCCGCCAACCACGCCAAGAGCGCCAUGGUGUAG
Limanda limanda (common dab) is the source of this 651-nucleotide messenger RNA. RefSeq names its product claudin-11-like. The coding region runs from base 1 to 651 and encodes 216 amino acids. The record is from RefSeq and is a predicted model, not a curated record. Gene Ontology annotation, cellular component: bicellular tight junction; plasma membrane. Gene Ontology annotation, molecular function: structural molecule activity. Gene Ontology annotation, biological process: bicellular tight junction assembly; cell adhesion. NCBI's taxonomy places the organism in Eukaryota, Metazoa, Chordata, Actinopteri, Pleuronectiformes, Pleuronectidae. The transcript has 3 exons.